GUUGUGAAGCAUCCAUCUAAAGUGAUAGAAUUACAGUUGAAGAAAAAAGGAUUUGAGAUGUUUCCAGGACAAUAUGUGUUUUUACAAUGUUCUAAGAUAUCAAGAUUAGAAUGGCAUCCAUUUACUCUCACAUCUGCACCUGAAGAGGACAAUUUUAGUGUUCAUAUUCGUCUAGUUGGUGAUUGGACAGAGGCUCUGGCUAAAGCAUGCAGAGCUGAUGAAUUGGAAUUCCAAGAAGCAUGGAAGAUGCCUAGUUUGUCAGUAGAUGGUCCAUUUGGUACAGCAAGUACUGAUAUAUUUGAGUAUAAUGUGGGUGUGUGUAUAGCAGCUGGUAUUGGAGUCACUCCAUUUGCUUCAAUAUUGAAAUCAAUAUGGUACAAGUAUUUGAAUCCUGAUUUUGAACUUAAACUACAAAAAGUUUAUUUUUACUGGAUAUGUCCCGAUACCAAUGCAUUUGAAUGGUUUUCGGAUUUACUGCAAUAUUUAGAAACACAAAUGAAGGAACAAGGCAAAGCAGAAUUUCUGGAUUAUAAUAUAUACUUGACAAGAGGAUGGAAUCGCAAUCAGGCAAGAAAUAUUUACUUACAUGAGGGAGAUAGUUCUGACAUAGUGACCGGACUCGCACAAAAGACAUUAUAUGGCAGACCAAAUUGGGAUCAAGUGUUUCCUGCUAUUAGCAAUGCACAUCCAAGUAAAAAUGUUGGUGUGUUCUUCUGUGGACCUAAAGUGCUAUCCAGUACAUUACACAAGAAAUGCAAUGAAUAUUCCACUAUCAAAGCUGAUGGUGCACGAUUUCAUUACAACAAGGAGAACUUUUAA
Molecule: messenger RNA, 819 nt
Organism: Saccoglossus kowalevskii
Lineage: Eukaryota; Metazoa; Hemichordata; Enteropneusta; Harrimaniidae
Product: NADPH oxidase 2-like
Biological process (GO): superoxide anion generation; defense response
Cellular component (GO): NADPH oxidase complex; plasma membrane
Molecular function (GO): superoxide-generating NAD(P)H oxidase activity
Source: RefSeq, a predicted model, not a curated record